Molecule: messenger RNA, 7511 nt
Organism: Sphaerodactylus townsendi
Lineage: Eukaryota; Metazoa; Chordata; Lepidosauria; Squamata; Sphaerodactylidae
Gene: KIF3C
Product: kinesin family member 3C
Exons: 8
Coding region: 622-2898 (758 amino acids)
Biological process (GO): microtubule-based movement
Molecular function (GO): microtubule motor activity; ATP binding; microtubule binding
Source: RefSeq, a predicted model, not a curated record
GGAGGAGAAGGCGCUUGCUUCUGUGCGCUGCUUCCCAUUCCAUGCCAGCAAACCAGCCACUCUGCAGUCCCCCUCCCCAUCAGAUCAGCAGCAGCAUCCCUCUCCCCCUCCCUCCCUCUCUCUCCCCCUCCCCUUCUGUUUUCCUCCCUCAUUCUCUCACAUACACAGCGGGCAGCAGCUGCUGCUGAGCUACAAUGAAUGAGCAUCAAGCGCAGGGGCACAUUAGCCCUUCCCGGCACUGUCGCCCGGAGCUGCCGAUGGAUCCCUUAGGAAGAUUCAAGAAUUAGACAGGAAGGAAAGAAAGCCUCACUCUUCAUUGCCAAAAGAAAAAAAAAUCUGGGGGAAAAAUCAGGAGAGAAGACUGAAAUUCGACAGCCUUCCCUUCCUCUCCCUCGGGGAUGAUCCAGGAUGGGUGGUCUGCGGUCCAGGGUGAGGUGCCCUGAAUGGAUCCUGCCGAACUGCAUCCAUUGUGCAGAAGAGAAAAUACAAGUAACCGCAGCCUCUAGUCUGUGAGUGUCGCUGCUACAGCAACAUUCGCCCGGGAAGGAAGAAGCCCUCAUGCCUGUCAGAGCCAUCACUUUUACCUGCUAGUCGAAGGUGGGCAGGAGCAACUGGUUCAAGAUGGCUAACAGGCCCAAAAUUAGCGAGGCGCUGAAGGUGGUGGUCCGCUGCCGCCCGAUGCACAGGAAGGAGGAAGCUGCUGGCUAUGAGCGAAUCUUGGACAUGGAUGUGAAGCUGGGCCAAGUGACGAUCCGGAACCCUAAAGCCUCGCUGGGCGAGCUGGCAAAGACGUUCACCUUUGACGCUGUUUAUGAUGCCAGCUCCAAGCAGGCAGACCUGUAUGACGAGACUGUACGGCCCCUGGUAGAUUCAGUUCUGCAAGGGUUCAAUGGCACCAUGUUUGCCUAUGGUCAGACUGGCACUGGGAAAACUUACACUAUGCAAGGGGCCUGGGCUGACUCUGAGAAGAGAGGAGUCAUCCCCAACUCUUUUGAGCACAUCUUCACCCACAUCUCUCGCUCACAGAACCAGCAGUACUUGGUCAGAGCUUCCUACUUGGAGAUCUAUCAAGAGGAGAUCAGAGAUCUCCUGGCCAAAGACCAGAGUAAGAAGAUGGAGCUCAAAGAGAACCCUGAAACCGGUGUUUACAUCAAGGACCUUUCAUCAUUUGUGACGAAAAAUGUGAAGGAAAUAGAGCACGUCAUGAACUUGGGGAACCAGAACCGGUCAGUGGGCAGCACCAACAUGAACGAAUACAGUUCUCGCUCACACGCCAUCUUUGUCAUCACGGUGGAGUGCAGCGAGAUCGGCCCAGAUGGGGAAGACCAUAUACGGGUAGGAAAGCUCAACCUGGUGGACUUGGCUGGGAGUGAGCGGCAGAGUAAGAUGGGGAUUCAAGGGGAAAGACCUAAAGAAGCAUCCAAGAUCAACCUUUCCCUCUCUGCUUUGGGCAACGUCAUCUCAGCCCUGGUGGACGGCAAGAGCACCCAUAUUCCCUACAGGGACUCCAAGCUCACCCGCCUUCUUCAGGACUCCCUUGGUGGCAAUGCCAAGACCAUCAUGGUGGCCACGCUGGGCCCAGCCUCCCAUAGCUACGACGAGAGCUUGUCUACUCUCCGAUUUGCCAACAGGGCCAAAAAUAUCAAGAACAAACCCCGGGUCAAUGAGGACCCCAAAGAUACCCUGCUGCGGGAGUUCCAAGAGGAGAUCAUACGUUUGAAGGCCCAGCUGGAGAAACGGGGGAUGCUGAGCAAGAAGAGGAGGAGGAACAGCCGGAGGAAGAAGACGCUAGAUUGGGAGGGAACCCCUGAGGCUGAAGAACUGGAGGACAAUGAGGACGGGGGUCUGGAGAAAAACAUGAAAAAUUACUUGAAGGAGCAAAAGGAGAGAUUGGAGGAGGAGAAAGCGGCUAUCCAGGAUGACCACAGCUUGGUGAAUGAGGACAAGCAGAAGCUGUUGGAAGAGAAGGAGAAGAUGAUUGAGGAGCUGAGGAAAGAGCAAGAGGCCACGGAACUAUUAGCCACAAAGUACAAGGCAAUGGAAAGCAAGUUGCUGAUUGGUGGGAGAAACAUCAUGGACCACACAAAUGAGCAACAGAAGAUGCUGGAGCUGAAGAGGCAGGAGAUUGCAGAGCAGAAACGGCGAGAGCGGGAGAUGCAGCAGGAAAUGCUCUUGCGGGAUGAGGAGACCAUGGAGCUCCGGGAGACAUUUACUUCCUUGCAGCAAGAAGUGGAGAUCAAAACCAAGAAGCUGAAAAAGCUCUAUGCCAAGCUCCAGGCUGUGAAGGCAGAAAUCCAGGACCAACAUGAUGAAUACAUCCGUGUGCGACAGGAUCUGGAAGAGGCCCAGAAUGAGCAGACCCGAGAGCUGAAGCUCAAGUACCUAAUCAUUGAAAACUUCAUCCCCCCUGAGGAGAAGAACAAGAUAAUGAACCGCCUCUACUUUGACUGCGAGGAGGACCAGUGGAAAUUCCAGCCCUUGGUGCUGACUGGAGGAGGCGGCUGCAGCAUCAGCGGCAGCGGAAACACUCAGAUGAAGAAGCGGCCAACCUCUGCAGUGGGCUACAAGAGGCCAAUCAGCCAAUACGCUCGCCUGGCCAUGACAGUGGGCUCCCAUCCUCGGUACCGGGCUGAGAACAUCAUGAUUCUGGAACUGGAUGUCUCCCCUCCAGCUGUGUUUGAGUUCGAGAUCACGCAGGACCCAAGUGAACUUGACCCACGAGCACUGCACCUGGAGAGGCUCAUGCGCCUGGAUAGCCUCUUGGAGCGGCCGGCUGCAUCCCGGGUGCGGAAGUCACGGUCUUGGUGCCAGAGUUCUCGUUCCCUGCCAUCGUCAGCGACACAUGUAUCCCUUGCCUCCAGCUCACAGAAACCCUCCACAACACUGGCUCACAAGUAACACCCCUUUGCCCUUCCGACGCACACGGAGGACUGCGCUCCUUCUCCCGCCGCUGGUUGCCUCCGAAAAUGUGUGCUCCAGGGACGGGCUUCGCCUGCACUAACUCUUCUUUGUCUUUAGCUACUUCUAGUGUGUUUGCGUGUCUGUAAGAGAUGACGGCUUCCCUGGGGCCCACGUCCCGUCCUCUCUGGAUCUGUCAUUCUAUUUAUUUAACAUAUUUAUUUAUGUUGUGUCUUUGUGACAACACGGGGUUCCAGACUGGGCAGCAUCCUCAGUUAGUGGAAAGCAGAGUGCCGACUGCUCUCCUGCCAAUGUCGGAGUGGCUGCACAACGCACAAUGUCCCUUGAAGAAGACUGUUACUUUUUCAUCGCUCCAAUGAUGCUCUGUUGAGUCCCCCUGUGGCAAACCGUUGAUCAGUGAGAGGAAGCCGAACAAUCUGCAUUUAGCUCCAGUAGCAGUGUAGAGCUCCCUCUGUGUUCUUCAGGAUUCCAGAAGUCGUGGUCUGCUUUGUUGUACCCACUAUGCAGUUGGACAGGACUUGGUGGCAGGAACAAGGUCACAUCAAUCACAGAAACUCCUUUUCUUCUCACCAGAAGAGCAUCGGUCGCAUCGUCACCUUCUGUUCGCCACUGUCAUUCACAGGGCUAGCUCCAUGUUGUAGAGAAAUGGGCUGGGCAUGGAUUAUGCAAGCUGAGUUUUGAGAGGGUAACCAAAACAUCUUAAUAACUUCAUGGCACCUUCUCACUCACACCAGCUUCAGAUAAGCAGCCUUUUCCAUCCACCCAAUGAGUUUAAAACCAAGUUGGUCAAGGUCUUAUGCAUCUGCUGUCUUGAAGCAAUAUCCUCUAUAUUCUUACUGGGGAUGAGACAAUCUGUAGCGGGUCUGCAACCUGCGGCUCUCCAGAUGUUCAUGAAAUACAGUUCCCAUCAGCCCCUGCCAUAGCGCGUAGGAGAUUUCCUGGCAGAGAGGAAGGAAACCCAGAACUCACUGAUCCCCUGUAACUGAGUGUCAGACCUAAUGAGAUACUGGGAAUUCCAUGAGGGGAGUUCCUAGCAUUUUUUAAAAAACAGCUGACAUGCAGGUCCCCAAGGCGUACCCCCAAGGACCACAGUAUGGCAGGAAGGUAUUAAGGCGUUUCCCUUCCAUCAUUUCCCCCAUCUGAAACAGCUUCACGGAACUGCGGAUUAUCUCACUGGACAAGCAUAACGGAAUUUGUUGCAGGAAUGCUUGCACCAAAAGGACAAAUAGCAAUCCCGUGCAGUUUGUUUGAGUAGGGAAAAUGGUGAAGGGGACACAUGAGCACAUGAAGCUGCCUGGUACUGAAUCAGACCCUUGGUCCCUUAAGGUCACUACAGGCUACUCAGACUGGCAGCAACUCUCCAGGAUAUCAGACAGGGGUUUUCACAUCACCUCCUGCCUUAUCCUUUCAACCAGAGAUGCCAAGAAUUGAACCUGGGACCUUCUGCAUGCUAUUGAGAUGCUCUAGCACUGUGCCACAGUCCCUCCCAAGUCAAGGUUUAACCCUCAUCUAAUCCCAAAUUGAACUGGAGUCCCACAUGCCAGCAUAUUCCAUAUAUGGAAUUCCCAGACCCCUGAACAAGUUUCCCCUAAAACAGGUCAAUCUCAUUCAGUACACUGAAGGGAAAGUUGGAGAAAUUAGGAAAAGUGAGGUAGAAUUAUUCUGCUCUAAAACAUCCCACACAGUUCGGUAUGUUUUCUUUCCUGGAGGUUGCUGUUGGUCACCGCUGAACAAUGGACUAUCCAGAGGAAAUAAUUGUUCUUGUUUUACUCCAUCUCCCAUUUUACCCUCUCACUUGUUUAUUCUGCACAUUAAGUACAAAUCCGUAAUCACCCGUUUCUAGAAUCCAGUUGGUAACUGCCACUGUUUUUAGCACAGAGGUCCUCAAGCUGCAAGGUGUGGCUACUGCUUUUGCCAUGAACUUGCUUCUUGCAGUAGCUGCUAACUGUUCAGUUCCAGGCAGCCUCCAUCUUUCUGUGGGAUGCAGCACAUAUAAAUCCCAUAUGGCACCCAAGGUUUGCCAUUAGCAACCACCAGGAGCAUCAGAGAAUAACAUAAGAGCCACGGUGACAUGAAGAAAGGUGGACCUGAUGUGGCUGGACUUGUUCGGAGAUGGGAAGAAAGAAAGCACAGAGACCCCAUGGCCUACAACAGUUUAUGAUGUCGAUGGGCCUCUUCCACAUUAGGAGGCCAAGGAACAGAGACGCCUAGUGAAAACAGGACUUCUUACUGGGCAUACCUCAGAGUGAUAGCAAAGUUAUAGCAGAGAGAGAUCUGCCUGUCUGAACACAGAUGCACAGCAUGUAAAAUUGGAGCAAGGGUGGGGGAGACACUGGCUCUGCUUUUCUAGGCCUCGCUAUCAGUAAUUGUAUGCGGGCCUCAGUUCCCAUCUUCCUGUUGCCUAGCCAUUGCUGGGAUAUUCCUUCCCAUGGAUUCUGUUGACAUUUCAGCUUGUGUUGACACUCAGGGUGUACUCAAGAUGGUUUAACAUGGAUUACUGUGUUGGUCUUUCUUUAAUUACCUUUCUGCCCUAAGAGGGUGGUGGAAGGAUGAGUCCUUGUCAUUUUUACAAUGCAUGCUUGUGGGUGCAUCAGGAUUUGAAAUCCUUGAUUUGUGAUGAGGACAGAACUGGGAGUGGUAGUUAUUCCUGAUUUAUUAGUGUGGACCAGGGGUUUUUUACUGAUGUAUUAUCUGCUUCUGAAAGCCAUAAGCCACUGCAAGGUGGCUCAGAGCACAGGAAGGGAAGGGGGUAUUGUCUUGUGGGGCUUUUAGCAAGGAAAUGACAACUGCCUACUUCCUAGAAUGUUCGGAUCAUGUUAUAGACAAGAAAAACAUGGAGGCCCCUCACAGUAUAGUGUUACGCAGUUUCACUGUGUACAGUGUGCCAGUCUGUCUUUGAUUGGCUGCCUCAGGGGCUCUCAUUUAUCCCGUGCCCUUGCCGUUUGUUGUAGCUGCUGUCACUCUAAUCAUGCUUGCCUUGUUUCCUCUUGGUACGCUGCACAUGAUGUAGAAAUCAUGGUGGCCAGACUAGGAAGACCACCAGAACACCACAAGAAGUGGAAAUGUUGUGGGGACAAUGAUGGAAAGGGAACUGGAAGUUUUGGUGGAUAAGUCUGAGUGGGUCUGAUGCUUUCAGGUCACUUACUGAAGAAUAGCACAGGUGUUACAGAAAAACCUCCCAUCUCGUCCAUCUUUCUGUCAGCGGAGUUUGAACUGACCCAGUCAAUACUUCCUCGCCUUUGAUUUCUAGUCUCUCUUAAACAUGUGCGCUGACCUGGAACUCGAAUCAAGCACUUCUAGAUCUUCUAGGUUUACUGUACAGCACAACAACCACACACAGCAAGGGGGCUUGAAACUUUAAGUCUGGCCAGUGUCUUAUCUGCAAACCAAUUGCUCAUGGCCUUUAAGGAUUUAACAAUUUUCCUGCUAACCCUGCUGUCUACUUGGACAUGCCAAUAACUGGGCUGUUCCUGCCCUUUGGACUUUGUUUACCAUGGGAUAUAAAAGAGUAUAUUUGGAGAUACAUAGCCCAGAAGACCAGUCAGGACAAAAGACACCCAUCCUUCCCAGUAGCCAAGGCUGGAGACAUCUGUUCUGUCUGAGUCGUUUUCUAUACCAAUGGGGGCGGCCACCAUAGAAGAUGCAGUGGAACAGAACUCUUUACACCCAACCUGGAUUCGAAUUGACUAUAAAUGGGUUGGGGCCAGAUUGAAUCUCCUGCCCUACAGGUUUUGACUUUAGGAAUUUGGCAGAGUCUCUCCAUAGUUAGUUCCUCCCCAGUGGCAGUGCCCUUGUGCACAGGCGAGGGGCACAGCAAGCUACUUCUAACGCCAAAGUGCCCCUUUGAUACUCCCGCCACGUAUUGUGUCUGACGAUCUCUAGCAUUUUGUUUCUCUGUCCACUGCUGUGCUGCCAAUAACCUCAGAUGACUUCCUAGCACAAAACCCAAGGACAACGAUUAAGAAAUUCUGUUCACUUAAGACAAGAACAGCUGAGUUAGCUGUGGGAUUCCCUCCUGCCUCUUUCAAAUAGGUCAGGUUGCUCCCAGGGCUCAGCUGUGGCAACCUCAGAUGUAAAUUUCUGAUGUUCUUUGUUCUUUGUAUGUUGGCGAGUCUGUAUUUACAUAUGAAUGUGUGUGGUGGAUGCGUAUGUUGUGUGGGUGAGUACGGGUGUCCACCCUGGGAAAAUUAUGAAAUUACUGUCUAUGUGGAUGACUGGAGAGGGGACAAAUUCCAGAGGGGGUGGGUCACAAAGUGGGAGGGAUUGGUUGAUUGGCAAGAUGAGGGCCUCAACUGGGACCAAAAUCUUUGUGCCUGUUGCUGUGGUGGUUUAUUUAGAAAGUCAAAAGUUGGUGUACAGUGGCCCAUGCUUGUCGCUCUAUACAUAUGAAUAUACUGGACAUAUUAUGCAUAGAUAUAUUAUACAUAAUUUACUGGCAGAGGUCGUUGUCCCAUACCCCCUCUGGUUCUGGAUGGUAAAGCUCUUCAGUACUCUGUAACGUUGCUUUGAAUUAGUGCUGUCCCGACCAGUGCUCUGGCAGCACCAUUCCAAAAAUUUCAAUCAUGACAAUAAAGGAAUGAGCAUUGUUGCGA